AUGGUAAUACGAUAUCUGCAGAGAUACGGUUAUUUAAACGAGAAGUUUGAUAAGUUAGCGAACAGCGAGGAUACAUUGGUUCUUCAACACGCAAUCAGCCUUUUUCAAGAGUACUACAAAUUACCCGUUACCGGCACGAUAAACAACGAAACUCUAAACCAGAUGAGUAAAUCGCGAUGCGGUCUACGCGACAUAGUGAAUUUCGGAGAGGAGGGUGAACAGAAAUGUAAGUGGCCGAAAAGACAUCUAACGUGGAAUUUUUACGUGGCCAACAAACCGCUCUUGGAUACGACUCAGGCGGCGUUCGAUGUGUGGCAGACGCAUUCGGCGCUAACAUUUGAGCGUGACGUUGCAAAUCCAAAUAUUCUUAUAUCGUGGCGCGAAGCCCGUCACACGUUCGUCGAGUCUCGAAACGGUGAAGUGUGCUCGAACCCUUUCGACGGUCCCGGCGGCACGCUGGCUCACGCUGUCUAUCCCAAUGGAGCGCCGGAUUCCACGUCGGAGAUUCACGUCGACAAGACGGAACCGUGGCACGUAUAUCUAGAUCUAGAUAAGGUUCCAUCGGACAAAUCGUAUUUGCUAUACAUGUUGACUCAUGAAAUCGGUCAUGCGCUAGGGUUAGAUCAUAGUACCAACAAUACGUCGAUAAUGUAUGCGUUCGCACCAGCAAACCCUCGUCCCGUUAUAAGCAUACAAAAUCUGUACGGCGCUAAGAAUACCGACGUGUCACCGAAAACGAAUCCCACACCACCACCACCACCGCCACCGCCGCAGCCAACACCAAACGCUCCACCGGAUCUAUGCGCCUUGAAACACGUUGACGCGAUAUUGCUGUUGGAAAGACGAAUGUACAUAGCAUACGGAAAACAUAUAUGGGCGAUUGAUAUAGAUGGAAAGAGCUACAACGAACCUAUGCUGCUUUCAAACUACAUGCCAUUCAUUCAUUCGAACUUCACGCGCAUUUCUGCCGCGUAUCAAACUCCAUCGGAUCACCUGAUUCUAUUCGUUGACGAUAGAAUUUAUAAACAACAUCAAUGA
Vollenhovia emeryi is the source of this 1038-nucleotide messenger RNA. Its product is annotated as matrix metalloproteinase-24-like. The record is from RefSeq and is a predicted model, not a curated record. The coding region runs from base 1 to 1038 and encodes 345 amino acids. The transcript has a single exon. Gene Ontology annotation, cellular component: extracellular matrix. NCBI's taxonomy places the organism in Eukaryota, Metazoa, Arthropoda, Insecta, Hymenoptera, Formicidae. Gene Ontology annotation, biological process: collagen catabolic process; proteolysis; extracellular matrix organization. Gene Ontology annotation, molecular function: zinc ion binding; metalloendopeptidase activity.